Molecule: messenger RNA, 1423 nt
Organism: Temnothorax curvispinosus
Lineage: Eukaryota; Metazoa; Arthropoda; Insecta; Hymenoptera; Formicidae
Gene: JMJD5
Product: jmjC domain-containing protein 5
Exons: 9
Coding region: 108-1367 (419 amino acids)
Cellular component (GO): nucleus
Molecular function (GO): histone H3K36 demethylase activity
Source: RefSeq, a predicted model, not a curated record
AAGAAUCACACAGAACAAACCUAACCUAUAAUCUCUUGCUUUUUUUCAGUAAUUCCAGUGACGCGUCGAGACGCAAAAUUCUUGGGGUAACAAAACGGAAAGAUAUAAUGACUUUCAACGACUGUAUGAUAACGGUUUCCUGGGAAUUGUUAACAAAAGAAUUGGAGAAUAUACCUAUUGAAAUAAAACUACAUUUGACAUCUAUAAUCAACGUGCUACAAACAUCUGAUAAACAAUUAACUUCAGAAAAAUGGAUAAAUGCUUCAAUAACAAGACUGGAAGCUUGUUUAGAUCGCACAUGGGAGGUACUGAACUCAGGCUCCUGGAAAGAUGUUCCAAUAGAAUACAGAUAUUGUUAUUCUCUGUGUGUUAUUGUAAAGGCUGUAUUAUUAGAGCUUCAGUGCAAAAUAAAUGUUGAAAGUUAUGCUGAUAAAGAAAAGAAGAAGACUGCAUUGAAGAAUAUUAUUAACCAAAUUGAUAGAGGCAUUCUGUUGGGUGCGCCUCUUUCCAGUAUGCCAAAUUUAUUGACAGCUAAUGCUACGAAGCUGAACAAUUAUUGUGCUGAAGAAUCUAAUGCUAUAAAUAUGGAAGAUAUUUCAAUUGAUCAUGAGGGAACUACUAACUAUUUAAUCUCUAACUGCCCGGAGAGAUAUUUCGAAAAGCCUUCGAUGCAAACAUUUUACAAUAAAAUUUUCAAGCCAAAAUUACCGGCUGUACUAACAGGUUGUAUAAAUCAUUGGAAAGCAUUAACGUUAUGGAAAAAUCCUAACUAUUUGAAUAAGAUCGCGGGAUCUCGGACAGUGCCGAUUGAAAUUGGAUCCCGUUAUACUGAAGAAGAUUGGACACAGCAUCUUGUUAAUUUUUCUGAAUUUUUACAAAAGCACGUUAUUGAAAAUAAUAGCGAAGUUGGUUACUUAGCACAGCAUCAAUUAUUUGAACAGAUACCAGAGUUGAAAGAGGAUUUCGAAGUACCAGAGUAUUGCUGCUUUACGGAUAGUAAGGAGAAGGAUGCGGAAUCCUCAGAAGUUGAUAUAAAUGCCUGGUUCGGACCCGCUAAUACAGUGUCGCCUUUGCACUUUGAUCCAAAAAAUAAUCUGCUUUCUCAGGUAUUCGGCUACAAGAGAGUUAUUUUAUAUUCUCCGGCCGAAACAGACAACUUGUAUCCUUAUGACACUAGAUUACUUAAUAAUACUGCACAAGUGGAUCCUGUAAGGCCAGAUUAUGACAAAUGGCCAAACUUUCGCGAAGCCAGGGGUAUGACUUUUUACUUAAAGCCCGGAGAAAUGUUGUAUAUUCCACCAAAAUGGUGGCAUCACGUAACCGCCCUUACUCCGAGUUUCUCGAUCAGUUUCUGGUGGAAUUAUUAAUUAAUAUUUAUUUUGUGUAAAUAUAAUAACAAAUAUAAUAACAAUUUACAAAUGAA